This is a messenger RNA of Drosophila miranda, 1334 nucleotides long. Its product is annotated as ATPase family AAA domain-containing protein 1. The coding region runs from base 100 to 1278 and encodes 392 amino acids. The transcript has a single exon. Gene Ontology annotation, cellular component: mitochondrial outer membrane. The record is from RefSeq and is a predicted model, not a curated record. NCBI's taxonomy places the organism in Eukaryota, Metazoa, Arthropoda, Insecta, Diptera, Drosophilidae. Gene Ontology annotation, molecular function: ATP hydrolysis activity; ATP binding.
AUUUACUUUUAGUUUCGGUUUAGAACUGUGCCUUCAGUUUUAGUAUAAAUCUAAUCUGUAGACAUCUCUUCUCUGGUUCCAAAAAUAUUUUGCACACCAAUGGAUACAAUAGACUAUUUUUUAAACAAAAUGUCGCCGCGUCGCGUUGAGCAAUCGUCGUACUUUACACGCGGAAAUCUCUUCUUAGCGGCGGUGAAAGCGAGCUUUAUUCUAAUAGGUGGCUACCUUCUGUGGACUGGAGUUACCUGCCUUAUGGACAACACAUUUUUCUUUGACAAAACCCACAAGAGGGCCAUUAAGCGGGCCCAGAAGCAGUUGAAAAAGUUGAUUGAAAGAUUGAAGAAAUCUGGUGGAUCACAGCUGGAAAUUGGAGACCUGACAGACCAGGAGAUGCUUAUUGCCGCUGGUCUGGUCGUACCCGAAGACAUAGACAUCCACUGGAGCGAUAUAGCCGGUCUCGAUUACAUUGUCCAGGAGCUGAAGGAGACGGUGGUGCUGCCCGUGCGACACCGGGAGCUGUUCAAGCAAUCGCAUUUGUGGCGUGCCCCCAUGGGGGUGCUGCUCCACGGUCCGCCCGGCUGUGGCAAGACACUGAUUGCCAAGGCCAUUGCCAAGGAGGCGGGCAUGCGAUUCAUCAAUGUGGAUUUGGCCAUGCUUACGGACAAAUGGUACGGAGAAUCCCAGAAGCUGGCCGCCGCCGUCUUCUCGCUGGCCAGGAAACUGGAGCCCGCCAUCAUAUUCAUCGAUGAGAUCGAUUCCCUGUUGCGUGCACGGCGCCAAAAUGAUCACGAGGCCACGGCCAUGAUGAAGACCCAGUUUAUGCAGCUCUGGGAUGGCCUGGUCACGUCCCGAAACUCGGCUGUGAUAGUCCUGGGUGCCACCAAUCGGCCCGGGGACCUGGACAAGGCCAUCAUUCGACGCAUGCCGGCUAAGUUCUAUAUUGGCAUGCCCGAUACGAUCCAGCGCCAGCAGCUGUUGCAUCUGAUCCUGAAGGACGAACAGCUCCACGCUUCGGUGGACUGUAAGGUGUUGGCCACGCAGACGGCGGGUUUCUCUGGCAGCGAUCUGAAGGAGCUGUGCCGUCAAGCCUGCCACCAUCGCAUGCGUAAGUUUAUGCGCGACACUCCGACGACCUUCAGGGACUGCCUCAACCUGGAGCUGCACAUGGGGGAUUUCCUCGAAGCGCUGACGGCGAUGAAUAAAUCCAAGUACCCAUCGCCGUCGUCGUCGCCCACCCAAGACCAGCCCAAGAACUAUCGAUUGUCUCCAGUGAUUUAAACAAAUUGUAAAUGUUGAAAGCUACGAAUAAGAGAUGGACCUAUUUUUUGAUUGUU